This is a messenger RNA of Trichoderma virens Gv29-8, 795 nucleotides long. RefSeq lists its product as uncharacterized. The coding region runs from base 1 to 795 and encodes 264 amino acids. Lineage: Eukaryota; Fungi; Ascomycota; Sordariomycetes; Hypocreales; Hypocreaceae. The record is from RefSeq and is a predicted model, not a curated record. The transcript is spliced from 2 exons. Gene Ontology annotation, biological process: mycotoxin biosynthetic process.
AUGUUUACGUCCAAGAAACCAGACGCUGAAUACAAACGUCUUACCGAAGGCGAUGAUUCAGAUGCAGGAGAAAAUGGGCAAUCACAGACAAACAAGCGCCUGAGUCUUCUAGAACAGUCAUUUAGAAGAUUCAGCGUUAUUCAUGCUUCGAUCCUUCUGCUAGAAGUGAUUCUUUGUGCUCUCCUUGUCUUCGGCUUCGUUGCGUUGGAUCAGACAAGGCGGACACUCGGAUCAAAAUUCUCUCUUGAUGGCUUGUCACAACUUGGAUCGUAUAAUACUUCCGUGAGAUUUCAGAAUGGUUCCAAACAUAUGGCUGACUCUCAAGAUGCCGAUGAAUAUUGGAGAGAUCUUCUCGGUAGCGGAGGAGUGAUAUCCUUGAAUACAGAAUGGGCUCGAAGCCAAGGCCUGAGGCCGUCAGCCCAAUCACCAACAGAUCCUUCCCAGAGCAUUUAUCAAGUGGACGUGUUCCAUGCGCUUCACUGCUUGAACUCCAUCCGCCAAAACCUCAUGUCCGAGACGCCUCCUCCAUGGGAUGAGACACACAUGCUUCACUGUCUUGACUAUGUUCGCUCUCAACUACUUUGCCAUCCUGACCUGACACUUGUCACUACCAACGAUUUGGAGGAAUUUGUACUUGAUGAAGUACAUACAUGCCGUGACUAUAGUGCAAUGGUCGACUGGGUACAUAGACAUCGAUGGGUUGAAUUCCCAGAAUGGCUAAAGACGAAGAACGCGAAGAACCACGGCCACGAGGCAGCUCAUAAUCACUCGACGGCCGAGAAACUCAGGUCAUGA